This is a messenger RNA of Drosophila novamexicana, 1938 nucleotides long. Its product is annotated as transcription factor grauzone. The transcript has 4 exons. The coding region runs from base 76 to 1866 and encodes 596 amino acids. Gene Ontology annotation, biological process: regulation of transcription by RNA polymerase II. Gene Ontology annotation, molecular function: RNA polymerase II transcription regulatory region sequence-specific DNA binding; DNA-binding transcription factor activity, RNA polymerase II-specific; zinc ion binding. The record is from RefSeq and is a predicted model, not a curated record. Gene Ontology annotation, cellular component: nucleus. Lineage: Eukaryota; Metazoa; Arthropoda; Insecta; Diptera; Drosophilidae.
GGACAGCUGUUUGUCUGCUGCCUGCUGUCGCAUUCUAAUCGUUUUUAAUUAUCAAAACGUAAACAGCAUAUUAAUAUGUGUUUUUUGUGCACACAGUGCACAGAUAAUGCUAUUGGGAAUAUCCAGUUUGGCUCACAUGAAGCCGAGCUGCUCAAUGUUAAGGAAAUCAUAGAAAAACACUUCUGGCUGCGGAUUGAAGACGCCAAUGGACACGUUUGCGGUGCUUGCUGGACACAACUAUAUGCAUUCCAUAGUUUCUAUUCAGAUGUAGAACAGGCGCACAAGGCUCUUCUAGAAAUCACAAACGUAGAAGCAACAGCCAAACAAACCGAAGCGAGCGUGCCCCAGGAAGGCUCAACGUUUGCCGUGGCUGUGGGCGUACCCAAGGAUGUGGUCAAGACGGAGAGUGGACUGGGCGACAGUGUCGCGGCCUCUGUCAAGCGUAGGCGUGGUCGUCCACGCAAACAGUUUCCCGGCGAGGCAGCAACAGGUAUCGAUAGCAGCGAGUUUAAGGCCGUGCUGGAGCAGAUCAAUUUGAACGAGAUUAAAAUUGAGUUUCCCGAGGCCGACUUGAGCAUAGCCGAUGUGCUUGAGGAUCAGAAGGACCAGACUAUAUCCGAUUAUCUGCAGCAAAGCGACAACGAAAGCGAAGCUGACGCAGCCAUUGCCAAGCCGAAACAGAAAAGACCUCGCAAUGGCAAAAAGCGUCGCUGCGCAACCAAAUUAAAGGUCGUGCACAAGGUGAAGGGUGGCGGCGUUCAUAACGUAAAGAAAUCCCAAGAAUUCAAUGAAUACAUUAGGGAAAACUAUAAAGUACAGUGUCCGGUGUGCAAUGUGCCGCUGGAGGACUUCUCCGAGAUGCUGUCCCAUACGCGCAAGGAGCACAAUCAGCGCGGCUAUGCCAUGUGCUGCAAUCGGAAGUUCUGGAAGCGCGGCGUACUCGUUGACCAUCUGCAACGCCAUCAGAAUCCGGAUCUAUUCAAAUGCCAGAUAUGCCAUCGCGUAAUGGGCCAGCGUCGCAGCCUGGAGCUGCACAUGCGCAUGCACGAGAUCAAGCAACGUGGCCGACUCUACCAGUGCGAGCACUGCUCGAAGAGCUUCUACAGCUCCAUUGUCUGCGAGCGCCACAAACUGACCCACAUUCCCAAGGAGCAAUGGCAUGCGGCGUGCACCAACUGCAGCAAGACCUUCCCCAACGAGUACCUUAUGCAGCAGCACGUGAAACUGGUGCAUUUGAGGAAAUUCGACAAGAUUUGCGACGUGUGCGGCAAGUCGAUACGCGGCCGCGAGGCUCUGGCACGUCACAUGGAGGAGCAUGCGGGUGCGCCGCAAAAGAUAAUCAAGUGUCAUCUAUGCGAAUCAACGCUGACAACCAAAUACGGGCUGGCGCGUCACAUUAAAAUGAUGCACACCGCCGAGAAUUUGCAGCCCAUGCAGUGCGAAGUGUGCCUCAAAAUCUCGCCCAGCCUACAAGCGCAUCAGCACCACAUCAAGUACACACACAACACGGCCCGAACGCACGAGUGUCCAAUGUGCGAGAAGGCAUUCAAACGGCCCAAUGAAUUGCGUGAACACAUGACAACGCAUACAGGCGAGGUGCUGUACACCUGUCCACAUUGCCCGAAAACAUUCAAUUCGAAUGCCAACAUGCAUGCACACCGCAAAAAGAUGCACUACAAGGAGUGGCAGGAGUACCAUCAUCAGCAUCAUGGCCGUUACCGCCGAACGGAUACGAUAAUUGCAGUGAGCGUGCGCAAGACAACAGCAAAUGCAGAAGCUGCUGCCUCAAGAGCUGUGGAGCAGUCGGACUUGGAGGUGCAGGAGAUGGAGGAGGCGGUGUCUACCAGCCGUGGCUUAGAGUGUUGAUUAUGUGCCCUAUGACAUAAUUAUGAACUUAAUAAUUCGGCGUAAUCAGUGUAUAAAGAUGGGUAAACAAUU